Jaculus jaculus (lesser Egyptian jerboa) is the source of this 3463-nucleotide messenger RNA. RefSeq names its product ORC ubiquitin ligase 1 (gene Obi1). Gene Ontology annotation, molecular function: ubiquitin-protein transferase activity. Bases 7 to 2289 code for a protein of 760 amino acids. Gene Ontology annotation, biological process: protein monoubiquitination; regulation of DNA replication. The transcript has 6 exons. The record is from RefSeq and is a predicted model, not a curated record. Lineage: Eukaryota; Metazoa; Chordata; Mammalia; Rodentia; Dipodidae.
CCUGGCAUGCCAUGGCCCUGCCAGGCCGCCGUAGCCGGCCCGGGCGCAUUUCCCAGCGUGGCGAGGAUCCGCUGUCGGCGGGACUUCCGUGUUGGCGGGAUUCUGAACGCUGCCAUGGCUCAGACGGUGCAGAACGUUACAUUGUCUCUCACUCUGCCCAUCACGUGCCAUAUUUGCCUGGGGAAGGUACGCCAACCUGUCAUAUGCAUCAACAACCAUGUGUUCUGUUCUGUUUGUAUCGAUUUGUGGUUGAAGAAUAAUAACCAAUGUCCAGCUUGCAGAGUCCCCAUCACUCCUGAAAAUCCUUGCAAAGAGAUUAUUGGAGGAACAAGUGAAAGUGAGCCUAUGCUAAGCCAUACAGUCAGAAAGCACCUUCGGAAAACUAGACUUGAAUUACUGCAUAAAGAAUAUGAGGAUGAAAUAGAUUGCUUGCAGAAAGAAGUAGAAGAACUUAAAAGUAAAAAUCUCAGCUUGGAGUCUCAGAUCAAGACCAUUCUAGACCCUUUGACCUCGAUGCAGAGCAGCCAGAAUGAUGACAAACAUCCAGUUGCAGAUAAUCCAAGUAAGAUUGACCAGGAAGUCGUAGCAGAGUGGAAGAAAAAACUCAGAACAGCUAAUGAGAUCUACGAGAAAGUCAAAGAUGAUGUGGAUAAGUUAAAAGAGGCAAAUAAGAAAUUGAAAUUGGAAAAUGGUGGCCUGGUGAGGGAGAAUUUGCGGCUGAAAGCUGAAGUUGAUAACAGAUCACCCCAAAAGUUUGGAAGGUUUACAGUUGCUGCACUUCAGUCUAAAGUGGAACAGUAUGAACGUGAAACCAAUCGCCUCAAGAAAGCUCUCGAACGAAGUGACAAGUAUAUAGAGGAACUGGAGUCUCAGGUGGCACAACUCAAACAGUCAAGUGAAGAGAAGGAAGAAAUGGAUGCAGUUUGCCAGAGAGUACUUUCUGCAGACGGCAAGAGGGACAAAGGCAGUGAGGAGACUGUGGCAUCACAGAGUCAGAGUGAUAGCACCAGAAAGCAGGCUGGCUCUGCUACCUCUGGUUCUCCUCUCCUGGAAAUGCCCUCCAGCAGCCGGCUCUCUGAAACCAGUUCUGUCAGACAGGAAAGUGAUGGCAAGACAGAGCCAGACUGUCCUGAGAACAACGACCUGUACUCCAAGCAAGUAGAAAUGUUAGAUGUCACAGAGACAAGCAUGGAUACUUAUUUGGAAGGAGAGUGGGGUAAUAAGCCAAGUGAUUGUGUGCCCUACAAAGAUGAAGGGCUGUAUGAUCUCCCAGCUCCAUGUACUCCUUUGUCCCUUAGUUGCCUUCACCUAAAUACUCCAGAAAAUAGGGAGACCUCUGUAAUCAAAGCAGGAACCUCCAAAAAGCACUCAAACCAUCUCAGAAAAUUGGUGUUUGAUGACUUUUGUGAUUCUACAAAUGCCUGUAGUAAAGAUUCUUCAGAGGACAGUGUAAGCAGAAGUGAAAAUGAAAAGAAAUCAGAAUGUUUUACUUCCUCAAAGACAGGAUUUUGGGAUUGUUGCUCAACAAGCUAUGCCCAGAGCUUGGAUUUUGAAAGUUCAGAGGGGAAUGUAAUAGCAAAUUCUGUUGGGGAAAUUUCAAAAUUGAGCGAGAAACCAGGCUCAUGCUUAUCUAAGAGGUUGAAUUGUAUUCGCUCUUUUGAAAUCAACAGGACAAGAACAUCCAGUGAAGCAUCAAUGGAUGCUGCUUACCUUGACAAAAUCUCUGAGUUAGACUCCAUGAUGUCAGAGUCGGACAAUAGCAAGAGCCCUUAUAAUAAUGGUUUUAGGUCAGUGGAUAUGGAGGGCUUGUCAAAGCCAUCUCAAGCAAGUGAAUUUCUUGAGGAAUCCGAUAAGUUGGAAGAGAGAACUAAACUGAAUCUUUCUAAAAGUUCUCUAACUACAGAUGAGUUAGAAAAUGGAAAUGAGUGGAAACCCACUUCUUUUUUUCUCCUCUCUUCAUCUGACCAUGAGCUGAAUGAAGAUUUUUUUCUUCAUACCAGUUCUAGUUCAGGAACUAAUGAAAUCAAACCCCCAAGCUGUUUGUUCCAGACAGAGUUCUCCCAGGAUGUUUUGUUAAGCAGCUCCCACCGACUGUUUGAAGAUCAAAGGUUCGGAUCAUCUCUGUUUAAGGUGUCUUCAGAGGUGCACAGCCUUCAUAACCACCUCCAGUCUCCUUGGUCUACUUCCUUUGUUCCUGAAAAGAGGAAUAAAAGUGUGAAUCAGUCAACGAAAAGAAAGAUCCAGAGUAGCCUUUCCAACGCCAGUCCGUCAAAGGCAACUAAAAGCUGACUCACUAGUUAUGUGUCCUUUCUGUUUUUAUCCUAAAAGGAGGAUAAGUGUUUUUACUGUCUUUAUUCACUUCAUAAAAGUUCUGUGUGGCCCUUGUGUCAAGUCAGAAUUGUGGGAUUACCUGUAACUAGUGUCCUUAAGUCAGAUUGAAAAGAUGUGGGUCUUGUCUUUUGGGAAUCUUUUUGACCACAGAAGGUAGGAUUGGUUGGUUGGUUUUUUUUUUUUUUUUUUUUAAUGAAUGUUAUAUGUAUCUGGGUUGGGUGUUUUUGUUAUGUGUGUGUUUCCAGAUCUUAUUUAACUGUUGAGUACCAUGGCCUAUGAAUGAGGUCCAGUUGAGUCACAACUGGGACUUCUUGAAUAAAAUUGUUAGUAUUUGUGUCUGUAUUAGCACUCAGCACACUUGAGUCUCUUUAAAGUUGUUUGCAAGAGGGGAGAUUAUUUUGUGUGCUUUUUUUGAAUUUAUAUUUUGUGAUGGCCUCACUUAUGGUAGGCCAUGAUGGAGAAAUAGCACUCUUGGCCUUUACUAUUUUACUUUUUUACAUUAAAUUUUUUUUUAUAUUUUGUGUAUGUCUGUGUAUCUUAAUAUUGUUCUUUGUGCAGUUCUAGCUUUUAAAGAACAUGCUUAUAGGAAAACAUUCAACUUUUAUGUGUGUUUGUUAAGUCAGAAAUUGAGUAUUUGUUGAAAGGAAGAUAUGAAUCAUUUGGGUUUGGAGGAGCUUAAACAUCUAGCUUCAUUUUUUCACAAGAAUAGGUGGAAGGUCUUGAUCCACUUAAAUCACAAAAAGAGGCUUUUUGAAUGUCUUGUUUGCAUGUUAUUAAUUCUUUGUGGAAAUUGUAUGCAUAAUAACAUUUUUGCUUGUUCCAUUUUCCAUCAUAGGAAUAAGGAAUUCCAAUUGGGUAACAGAAUACCGUUGUGUAGGACAUUUUUUUUUCAUGGAAAAUAAUUGGGGGGGGGGCUAAGAAUAGUUAAGAGCUAAGCACAAUUUCUAGUUAGUCUUUGAAAAAGCAUAUUAUUCUAAACAUGAUUGGUAUGCCUAUAUAGACCUUAACAUGGGUUUGUAUGCUAAUAACUUGUUUAUCUAAUGUGCACUGAACAUUUUACAUUAAAACUGUAUUGUUUUACAUUAAUACUGCAUGCUUUUCUAUGUGAAUUGAAUAAAGGAUGCAAUAUGCA